This is a messenger RNA of Theobroma cacao (cacao), 2149 nucleotides long. It is a transcript of the gene NCS1, whose product is annotated as permease, cytosine/purines, uracil, thiamine, allantoin family protein. Gene Ontology annotation, cellular component: plasma membrane. The record is from RefSeq and is a predicted model, not a curated record. Gene Ontology annotation, molecular function: nucleobase transmembrane transporter activity. Lineage: Eukaryota; Viridiplantae; Streptophyta; Magnoliopsida; Malvales; Malvaceae. Gene Ontology annotation, biological process: transmembrane transport; nucleobase transport.
AUUCUUUUAUCUGUGGCUCAUGAUCCGAAACACAAAAGUCAUACAAACUUACCUCAUAGGACAAGGAAUCUCAUUUCUGGAAGCACAAAUGAGACCGAUAAUUCCACCCACUCAUCUUUAUCUCUAAAAGAACAGAUACCCCACAGAUUCUAAGCCUCAAACUCAUUUGAAUCUGUUCCGAGUGUUGAGUCAUGGUUUUCAAAUGCAUCAGCUUCCAUCUCCAUCCCCAUCCCCACCUUUCUCUUUACUCUGCAAUAUCCCAAAAUCCAAAAUUCUCAAGUCUUGCCCUCACUCCUUUAUUCUCGACUGGCACAACGACCAAAAUAAAGGCCACCCGCAAUCAAAUUUAUCAUUCAUUUCCCAAAAGAUGCGCCAUUUUAACUCCCAUGGCAUCGUCAGGUCAAUCCAGUGUUGGAACAAAGUUUGAUGAACUCGAACCUGAUCCAACUCUCACCAAUGAUGACCUCAAGCCAACAACUCCUAGUCAAAGGAACUUCCACUGGUGGGAAAUGGCCUGUCUUUGGAUUGGUCUUGUUGUUGGUGUCCCAUCAUAUUACCUGGCCGGUAGUCUUGUUGAUAUUGGGAUGGCUUGGUGGCAGGGAAUCGCCACUGUUGUUGCUGCCAACUUAAUCCUGUUAGCGCCAUUAGUUCUCACAGGUCAUCCUGGCGCCAAAUAUGGUAUCUCUUUCCCUGUCUUGGCAAGAUCAGCUUUUGGUAUUCGUGGUGCUCAUGUUCCUACUUUGCUUAGGGCAUUGGUUGGUUGUGGCUGGUACGGGAUAGAGAGCUGGAUUGGAGGUGAGGGGAUUUUCCUUCUGCUGCCAAAAUCCAUUAAAGAAUCUUCCCUUUCUCAAUUAUUACCUUGGCUUGGCACUUCUGCUCUUGAAUUUGCUUGUUUUAUUGUCUUUUGGGUGGCCCAGUUGUCCAUCGUUUGGAAAGGAAUGGAUGGAAUUAAAGAGCUAGAAAAGUACUCAGCCCCAAUUCUGAUCAUACUCACCUCUAUCCUUCUCAUUUGGGCUUAUGUCAAGGCUGGUGGUUUAGGCCACAUGCUAUCCUUAUCCUCUAGGCUAUCUUCCUCAGAGUUUUGGUCUCUCUUUUUCCCUUCACUGACGGCAAAUAUAAGCUUCUGGGCUCCUCUUGCACUUAACAUUCCUGAUUUUACUCGAUAUGCCAAGAGCCAGAAAGAUCAAAUUAUUGGUCAGGCAGGCCUUCCAAUCUUCAUGGGGGCAUUUACAUUUGUUGGCUUAGCUGUAACAUCUUCUACUGAAGUAAUUUUUGGCCAUGUGAUCUCUAGUCCAAUUCAGCUUCUUGGACAAAUUGGAGGAUUCGCAACAAAGAUCCUAGCCAUUCUCGGAAUAAGCCUAGCCACCCUCACAACCAACAUUGCAGCCAAUGUUGUUGCCCCAGCAAAUGCACUGGUCAAUCUCAGCCCUUCCAAGUUCACAUUCAGAAGAGGAGCUUUGCUGACUGCAUUGCUUGGCAUUGCUUUUCAGCCUUGGAGACUACUAAAAUCCAGUGAGAGCUUCGUAUAUACAUGGCUAGUUGGCUAUUCUGCAUUGUUGGGCCCAAUUGGUGGCAUAGUUCUAGCAGAUUAUUAUCUCAUUCACAGAAUGAAUUUAAGCAUCAGGGACCUGUAUUCAUUAAGUCCCUACGGUGCUUAUUACUAUACUGGAGGCUUCAAUUUGGCAGCAUUGGCAGCUUUGGCAAUUGGGAUUUUGCCAGUAAUCCCAGGCUUCUUGCAAAAGGUGGGGAUUCUACCAACGGUUUCAGAUGCUUUUGUUGUCAUUUACAACAAUGCUUGGUUUUUCAGCUUCUUCUCUGCAGGUCUACUAUAUUGGAUUUUGUCAAGUAUGAGAGGGAAACAUACUAAACCUUUACCCUAUGAUCCGCUUUUGCCACCUGCAGCGUAAAUGUUCUCAAAUACACACACACAUAUUGUCUUUAGUUCCCCUCUUUAUUCCUUUGUAUGUUUUCACUUUGCAAACAGUACUAAAUCUGCACGUUGGUUGUGAAUUGUGAAGAGUACUCAAGAGCUUAAAAAACUCUCUACAGGCUGGAAAUAGGGCGUUAUGCAGUUGUAAACAAUACUCAAGCUGUCACUUUUGUAUCUAUUUCAUUGAAUAGAAUUUGCAGAAUUGUCAUUCCUAUGUCA